This is a messenger RNA of Phanerochaete carnosa HHB-10118-sp, 483 nucleotides long. RefSeq lists its product as uncharacterized. NCBI's taxonomy places the organism in Eukaryota, Fungi, Basidiomycota, Agaricomycetes, Polyporales, Phanerochaetaceae. The transcript is spliced from 4 exons. The record is from RefSeq and is a predicted model, not a curated record. The annotation marks the transcript as partial.
GGACAAGAUAGCCAGCGAGUUACUUUUGGUGCAGGUGGCUCUCUGGCAUCCCGACUCCGAACAUUGUUCUGGAUAGCGGUCGGAAACUUUGUCUUUCCCGUUAUCUUCAAUAUUGCGCUUACAACCGUCAUCUUCGUGGACCCUCAGUAUACGACUCUCACGGGCAACCUUUUCAUCACGGACUACUAUCUUUCAAUUAUUGGUGUCGUCUUUGCAACUCUUUGGAGCACGAGCACGGCCAUCAAGAAGGACGAGUCUAUUCCGUUGACUUGGCAGCUUGGGCAGCUACCAGAGACCGCUUCUGCCUCUACAAAGCAUUCUAACGCGGAUCGCGCCGGCCUCGAGCCUCCCAGCGAGGAGCUAUUGCAGUACGCGCCAGACAAAACGUACAACUCAAGCUGGUCAGACAUUGAGAGACCAAAAUCGCGAAGGGAAGCGGUUCCACCAACAGUGCUCGUCCAGGUGGGGCAGCCGCAACAGUGA